AUGCUAGAGGAGGCGCCGAAAUCGCCAGCAUCAGUUGCGUCCCCUGAAACGAGGGACUCGGAGCCGCCGGAGGAUAUAGUCCAGUCGCAAAGGCGACAAAUAGAGGAGUUAGAACGGAAACUGGAAGCAUCCCGACAGCAGUUGGAGGCGGUGAGGCGGGAAGCGGCGGGAGCGGCCGCUAGUGACCAAAGCCGGCGGCUGCUACAAGCGCAUCUCUGUGUGACACAACUUCGCGCACAACUUGAUGCUUUAAAACCGCCCCCGCGAUAUCUCCUCGCGGACGCACCCCCCGACCGCCUCGUCCGCCUCUUCACUGUAACCCCUCCCGCCGCAACACCCGAAACGACCGUCGACUCCCAACACAAAACCAACCCCGCUUACAUACUCAACGGCGUUAAAGUCGUCCCGAUAGCUAUCCUACCCACGCACUAUGAACCGGAGCGCACGGCCCCUCCCCCUCCCCCUCCGCCGCCACCCAUGCCGCAGACUCCCUUAUUACACGACAGCGAAGACAGCCGAAUCAUGGACGAUGUUUUGGAGAUUCUCGUGGAAAACGGCGAGUUGCCCCCGUCUGCGGUCGAAGACGUCGCAGUCGAUCGCCCGAUCGAUCCCGGCUACUUAACGACCGGAUCGAACGAUUUCUCGCCUGCCGACGUCUUAAAUGACGACGUUCUGGGUGAUACACACGUACGCGACUCACUCGCCGCCGACGAAUUGCAACGGGAGCUGAAUGAUAUACAAAAUGAAAUCAUGAACCACGCCGACAUGCAUGCGGUGAGCAAACCGAGCCAAUGUGACAUAGACCCGACCGCGGCCGUCAUCGACCCCGAUUUGAGUGUCGAUCUGCUAGCGAACAACGAUUUCCACUCAAGCUUCACGACGGACCAAACUUCCGAUAACAACGAUGACUUCUUUGGGAGGCUGCUUUCGGGUGAGUGCGAUGAGAAGCCGCAAAUGGCAAUGGACAUCGUCGACGACGCGCCAGAACGUAUGAGCAUGACGCCGCUCACCAAUGGCGAUAUACUGGACCACAACCGCACCGGCUUCGAGGAUAUGGACGACCUGUCGCUGCCGUCUUUCCAGAACGAGGACUCGAGGCAUGGCGCUUACGACGAUCGGCCCUGCGAAUUCGACCUGAAAGACUUCGAGAGCCUCGGCACCCAUAUGAACAUGGACAGCGACGGCUACGACAUGGACACGGAGCUGAUCCCGAACCUGUUCGGGCGCGGGCACGUGCCGCAGUGCGACCCGCUGCUGGGCGGGGUUCUGGCGCGGCCGCCGCCGCGGCCCGCCACCAAGCACUACUCGUGGGAGCGCAUCGAGUUCGACGCCACCUGA
Parnassius apollo (apollo) is the source of this 1338-nucleotide messenger RNA. Lineage: Eukaryota; Metazoa; Arthropoda; Insecta; Lepidoptera; Papilionidae. The record is from the annotation of a GenBank genome assembly.